Molecule: messenger RNA, 4720 nt
Organism: Osmia bicornis bicornis
Lineage: Eukaryota; Metazoa; Arthropoda; Insecta; Hymenoptera; Megachilidae
Gene: sim
Product: single-minded homolog 2
Exons: 10
Coding region: 884-3106 (740 amino acids)
Biological process (GO): regulation of transcription by RNA polymerase II
Molecular function (GO): RNA polymerase II transcription regulatory region sequence-specific DNA binding; DNA-binding transcription factor activity, RNA polymerase II-specific; protein dimerization activity
Source: RefSeq, a predicted model, not a curated record
GAUAAAAAGAUGUCGCGCCAUCUUUGAGGGUGCUCCUGCUUUUCAAAGGCCUAGCGCGCGCAUUUUCCAUCGUGGACCAUCGGACGGCGGGCUAGUUUUUUUUCCGAGUUAACCGAACAUGCGCGUAUUUCGAUGGAAUACACAUUGUCUUCUCUCUAACUCGAGGAAUAGAAACAAAAUACAUUCGAACAAUUAAUAUAAAUGGAGGUGUAUAACGUUUUAACGAACAAUUGGUUGUAUUCGAAUUAUUUAGUGUCUUGUAAAACUGUCAGUCUGAGGAAAUUAUUGAAAAAUUGAUGUUUCAAUCGAAUGUUCAAAAUCAGGAGAAAUUAUUGAAGGAUGCGUUUAAAUGAUGUGCGCGAAAGUGAAAAUUAGUAAAAUAGAGAAACUAUUGCUCGGUGAACUUUGAGUGCCAUCAUUGUGAACCAUCUUUGUUCUUGAUUAUUGGAAGACUUUUAACGAGGACGUUACGGUAAUUAAUAACACUUUUGAUAUGUGUAAUUGUGGAUGAUAGUGUGUAACGAUGUAAUUGACAGACUUAGUUAACGUGUAAAUGAUAUUAAUGAUCGAUGGAAUUUGGUGGAAGAGCGAAGUGUGUCAAGUACCCGACGGCUUGGUCAAAGUGUUCAACCCAUGGGAAGUUCCUGCAACUGAAAUCACUUUCGCAACGGUGAGAUUAUGGGAUUAUCCAAAGAUGGAUUUCCAUGGUGUCUGGUAGUGGUCAGGAUCAGAGAAGCCGCAAAUUGUCCAGCUGUUACACGGUCGCUUUAGUAGCCGGAUAGGUGAAAACGACUUAAACGUUUCGACAUGUGUAGAAACAGGACAUCCGAUACUUCCUAGUCAGGACCUCCUACACUGGCUAGUGCUCGUCCGAUCAAGAUUUAUGACUAAACUAGGAGAUCAUUGCGGUCGUUUCUGGAAAACAACAAGUAACAAUUCUUCUCCGGAUACUUUGGACCUGAGCUCCCACAAUCAUCACCUGAAUUCGAUCAACAAUUCAAUCGCUAGCACGUCCGGCCCACAGGAAGUAAUGAAGGAAAGAAGCAAAGACGCGGCGCGUAAGCGUCGCAUCAGCGAGAAUCAAGAAUUUUUGAAGCUUGCCAAGCUUUUACCUUUGCCCACCGCCCUCACCGCCCAAUUGGAUAAGGCCAGUGUCAUUCGAGUGACGACCAGUUACUUGAAGAUGCGAGCAUUGUUUCCACAUGGGCUUGGAGACGAAUGGGGUGCUUCGCAGCCAGCCAACAUCUCCCUGCAAAUCGCCCUCAAGGAGGUGACUAGUUAUAUUUUACAAGCUCUCGAAGGUUUCGUGUUCGUUUUGGCACCCGACGGCAAAAUCAUAUACAUAAGCGAAACAGCUAGCGUGCACUUAGGAAUGGCACAGGUGGACCUAACAGGGAACAGCAUCUUCGAGUAUAUCUACGACCACGACCACGACGAGAUGUUGUCGGUUUUAAAUUUACCACAAAGUCCAGCGGACCUUGCUGGUUUCACUUUUCCACCUCCAAAUUCGCGAGGUGAAAUCGAGCUGGAACGUAUGUUCAUUUUGAGAAUGAAAUGCAAUUUGGCGAAAAGGAACGCGGGUCUGGUCACGGAAGGAUACAAGGUGAUACACUGUUCCGGUUACUUGAGGUGUAUCGUAGACGGUCCUGUGGGAUCGGAAUACGAAGAUGGUACCGGACGUUGUAUUCGAAUAAUCGGUUUAUUAGCCGUGGGUCAUUCUCUACCCGGACGUUCCCUAACAGAGAUCAAAUUGUACCAGAACAUGUUCAUGUUUCGUGCAUCGAUGGAUAUGAAGCUGAUAUUCGUCGACGCAAGCGUGUCGCAGUUGACCGGUUAUAAUCCACCGGAUUUGAUCGAGAAGACGCUCUAUCAUUAUGUGCACGGAGGCGAGAUGUGGACGUUGAAACAUGCCCAUCAAUUGUUAUUGCGCAAGGGACAAGUGAUAACCGGCUACUACAGGUUCUUAACAAAAUGCGGAGGAUGGGUCUGGAUGCAAUCGUACGUCACGAUCGUCCACAACUCGAGAAGUUCUAGACCUCAUUGUAUAGUAUCAGUGAAUUACGUGCUAUCGAAACCGGAGUACACCGAUUUGGUGUUGAACUACGAACAAAAAUCCUAUCGUUCGAACCUGAGCGACCCACCAAGCGCCCCUAUGCUCACACCCACCACCAGUGGAAGCACAAACGAUCUAGACAACCGCAGCCCCAGUUCACCGGCCUUUCGGAACAGAUCAAAAGAAUCGCUGGAUAACGAUUAUGCGAACGGCAACGCGUACCCCAGUCCAGAGUAUGUUGAUCUGACUAAUCACAGUCAUUAUCUGUCGCCUCCUUAUCAGGCGCCGACCGUGAACAGCAGCCCUCACGAGGACAACUCCAAUUACAAUUCUGAUUGGUUUUAUCAAUACGGAGAUAUGCAUCAAGAGCCACUCACCUCGGUGCCUCAGCAGGAGUCCCAGCAUCCUCAUCCAUUGCACCAUGCCAACUCGCCGUCGAACCUGCAACAACAUAGUCCUCAAAAUGCUCAACAAAAGCACCAACAUUCUCCUCACCUAUUGGACCAUCCAACGCCUCCAGCGAGUCUGCCGCAGCCUCAACCCCAACCGCAGCCGCAACCGCAGCAACAACAGCAACAGCACAGUCCCCAGAGUAGUCAGCAAAAUAGACCAUACUCGACUUCCUCCAGUUCCUGCUGCAGCACAGACGCCAUGGACGCCCAUCUACCCAGUCCGUUGAGCCUCUACUCUCUGCCACCUGGUUAUCAUCCUUACUACCAUCACUACAUGCCCGAUUCUGCGCCCCCGAAUCUCAACGAGGUCGGUGGUGUGAUCAUGUACCCUAAUUGUGGGUCGAACAACGAUGGUCCCAAUGCUGCGGCGAACACAAACGCCACUGGUAACGCGCAAUCCUACGAAUCCCCCUAUCAGCCACACUCGAGUCAUUAUAACUCAAACAACAAUCCUGUGAAACAUUCUUACCAUCAUCUAGAACCUACGGCAGCGGGUUACACGAGUGUGAUCGUGGACUCCCAACAGUACAGCCCCAGCUCGGUACAGGACCUGAUCCACUAUCAGCAUCAUUACGAAGCACAUCACCAGUUCGUUCACUGACACCAACUAGAUGUGCCCUGCGUAUAGCACGUCGAUGGUGAUUGCGACCGUGAUUCGUGCUACUGUGACCCGUCUAGUGAUCACGAUCGCCGUCCUGCGGAUAGUGAUUGUGAAUUGAGAGACUCUAAUGAUCAGGGUACGGACAUCGAGCUGGUACCGAUUAUACGCUCGACGAGGAGGAUGGUGCACACGGAUAGAGUCACUAGGUGAGUGCAGACGUUCAUGAAAAUCUUCUUCUAUCUUGAAGAAGACGCUGAAACGAUUAUAGACGGUUGAAGAUUGGCUAUCGAAGGGCUGUUGAAAGUAGACCAUUGUAAGAUUAGGUUCGUUUUAUCUUACUGGAACUAUAACAACAUCAAAAGUGAGCUUUGUUUAAGGAGCGUACAAUCAUUGUUAAAUCGAUCGUUUACUCGAUCAGAAACUUUGUGUACAAAUUUUCAUACAGAAAUUGAUUACAGUGUCGUGGGUGAACACGAGUGCAGAGUAACGAUUCAAUUAAGAUAGAGGGCAGCGAUCGUUAAAUACUGCCAAACAUACGCAGUUCUGCGUUAAUAGAUGUACUUAACAAAAUAGUAAACGUUUAAGGAUUUACGUAAGGAUCUAGAAGAAUGGAAGAUUUACCUUAGUAUUCGAUGAUCACUGGAUCUGUUGCUUCUAUUUUAUUCACAUAUCAAAAUACUUCAAUUUCAAAGGAGCUAGAUACCCAGAAGUUAAGCUUGAAGAUCCUCAUUUUUUGUAAAAUAUCUCUUAACAUAUCCUGCAACUUAUAUUUUAUAAUUAAUCGUCGUUAUUUAUGUUGAAACUCGUUUAAUUAUUCGAUCACUGAGCAAACAGUGAAGAAAAUAAUUUCAAUGGUGUAUUCGAUGCUCGUUAAUUUAACAGAUCCGUGGUAAUUAAUGAGAUUCGCGAAAUUGAGGGAAAGAAUUUCUGCGUAAUGCACGCUGGACGUGAGCAGCUUAAAUUCAACGUACGAUUUUAUACGAUUACAUUAGCGAGUUCUGUAAGCGGUAUGGUAAUUAUAGUCCGACGUUGGGUUAUUGUAAAUAAAAGGAACGCGAAACGGAUUAUUUUCAUGGCGUCGAUUGGUAGCGCGAGGUACGUAAUUGUAGACUUGUAAAUUAUGUAGCUGUUAUAGCUCCUAAGAUCUCUUUCUCUCUAUAAUAUAUAAAUAUAUUCGAUAUUUGUUAGGUAGACCCGAAGACUGACCGGUGCUUAUACGAACCGACCAAAGAAACACCUAAUGAGAAAAAAAAAAGUGUCACUGUUAUUGUAUCUUUAUUCGCGUUUAUUUUAACCCUUUGAUUCAAACCAUCAAAGUAUUUUAUUAGAUUGGCAAUACAAUUUGCGACCCCCCCUUUUUCCUACAGGAUUAUUUAUUAAAAUUCUUUGGAAGCUAAUCAAUGUAUAAAACGCGUGUACACAUUUUGCCAUACGAAUACUAUUAUUUAUAUACAUAUAUCGAUGUAAAUUGAUCGAGAUAGUGGAUAGGUGACGGAGAUCAUUGUACGAUACUACGAGCGUAAUCUGUAAGCGGUUGUAAAUAUUGUAAAAGUAUAGCAAGCGCGCGCUGCAUACCUACUAUCGCGAGAAAAUAUAAUCAUAUUUUCCUCUGAC